This is a messenger RNA of Trichophyton rubrum CBS 118892, 1065 nucleotides long. RefSeq lists its product as uncharacterized. Bases 1 to 1065 code for a protein of 354 amino acids. The transcript has a single exon. Gene Ontology annotation, cellular component: nucleus. Gene Ontology annotation, molecular function: DNA-binding transcription activator activity, RNA polymerase II-specific; RNA polymerase II cis-regulatory region sequence-specific DNA binding. Gene Ontology annotation, biological process: regulation of transcription by RNA polymerase II. NCBI's taxonomy places the organism in Eukaryota, Fungi, Ascomycota, Eurotiomycetes, Onygenales, Arthrodermataceae. The record is from RefSeq and is a predicted model, not a curated record.
AUGGUGCAGGGUCCAGAUGAUAUACCCAUAACUUACCUUAACAAAGGCCAGAUAUACACAUUGACUGUAUCUGAUGCCGGUGCCUCAGACUUUGGUCAUUAUCCUACAAAGUAUCGUACCACUGUACGGAUAACUUUUGAUGACGAGAAACAGCGUUUAAAGCCGGCGAGCUAUUGGAAAUUAUGGCAAGAGGGCCGUGGCGCCAACAGGGCUUAUCAGAGCGAGAGCACACUGCUAGCAGUUGAAUAUGUGCCACACAAUCAGGGCGAAGAUUUGCAGCCUCGGUAUCGGCAGGUUCAACUAGAACAUAACAGCCUCGACGGAUUUUCGGUAAUAUGGACGCCUCAUAAGAUUAAUAAUCGGCGAGACUGCGCCAUAUACGUUCGAUUCAACUUUGUGUCGACAAGUUUUAGUUAUUCCAAGGGAGUGAAGGGAGUUCCUCUCAGGCUCUGUGCUAAGACGGAGGCAAUUUCAUCUUCUCACGAGCUACCCGGAGCGUCAAGCUACUCUGAAAUUAGCUACUGUAAAGUCAAGCUAUUUCGAGAUCAUGGCGCGGAGAGGAAGCUUUCAAAUGACCUUAUCCACGUGAAAAAACUUAUUCAACAGGUGAAGGAACAGAUCUCCGAAGCUACACUGGGAACUUCCAAUGGUGGCAAGCGAAAAAGGUGCAAUGGCUCUGCGUUGAUCACUGGCAACGAGUCCACGACAAAGACACGGAAAUGCUCCAAAAUCCCAUGGUCAUAUGGCCAGGACCUUGCGAUGAAAGGGCCCUUUGAGGAUGAUCUUCGUAUGGAGUUGAAGCGGUUGACCGAUAAGACUAUGUCCAGGCGGGAAGUCAGCAUCCUUAAUCUUAGGGGAGAGCCUCAAGAUGACUUGGAUCUGUUCCCUUUGGAGAUGGAUAUACGACGGACUAGUGAUGCCCUUGGGCCAGAAGCCGAAACGGAGAGUAAGGCUUCAAUAAAAGAUCCAAGUAAAUAUACCUUACCUCAAUGUAUGGCUUUUGUUAGCUUUCAUACUUACAUUUUCUUUAGAAUAUUGUUUUUAUGUGCAGCGACGGCAAAAUAA